Messenger RNA from Mytilus californianus (California mussel), 1101 nucleotides. Its product is annotated as angiopoietin-related protein 7-like. NCBI's taxonomy places the organism in Eukaryota, Metazoa, Mollusca, Bivalvia, Mytilida, Mytilidae. Bases 226 to 1101 code for a protein of 291 amino acids. The record is from RefSeq and is a predicted model, not a curated record. The transcript is spliced from 6 exons.
UAUUUAUAAUGAAAUAUCCUUCAACAUCAAAUGAAUUUAAGUACCGUUGUUCGUGUUAUUGUGUAUUUUCAAGGGAUCGUUAUCAAAAUUAUAACUGAUAUUUCUUACAAAACAUUGUGUAACCCAUAAGUUACCCGUUUGCAUGUUUUGCUAAAAGAGUCAGAACAACUAAUUCAAAUUCAGAGGAGAUAUUAGCUUUAACAGUUAGUAGUCAGUUUACUGAAAAUGAAGUGUUUGAUUUUUAUAGGAAUAGUUUGUUCCGUACUACUGUCAGCAGUAAAAUCAACCAAUACCGGUGAUAAUUUUGUAGAAACUCCUGUGGUCGAUAACCAAAAUGUUCCUUUGCUUGCAAUGUUUGACAUGACAAAUGUGAACAAGCGCAUCAAGGCGUACAUUUCCGACGCUUUCAAAAUGAAAAUGUCAGAAUUAGUUAAAAUGAAAUUACAAGAGGUUUUGCUGUCAUUAAAAAUAACUGAGAAUGUGAAACAAUAUAUUGAUAAUAUGAAGGAAAAUUUAACACUGAACAUUGAAAAGGAAAUUAAAGAAUACUUUGAUGAUGUGAAACAGAAUGUGACCGAUACAACAUCUGAAGAGAUGAAGUCUUUUCGGAACUCACUGCAGGAAGUUCAACAAAUCAUAGCAAAUCAAAGCGAUGAACUACCAUGCGGGAAAGUAUUACAAGAUUGUGGUGAUUUGAUAGGAACAGGCUGCCCAAAUGGCGUUUACAAUUUGGGUCCAAAAGGUGUAUCGCCAUUCCGGGUUUACUGCAAUAUGGAUAUUACUGGUGGAGGUUGGACAGUUAUACAGAGAAGACAAGACGGUAGUAUGGAUUUUUACCGAGGAUGGGAAGACUAUAAAAAUGGUUUUGGUGGACUUACAGGAGAAUUUUGGAUUGGUAAUGAACACAUUUACAAACUCAUGUCAAAAGGAAGUUAUCAGCUCCGAAUUACACUAGAGGACUGGGAUGGUGAUACGAGAUAUGCUACAUAUAAUACUUUCAGUUUGGGAAACGAAGGUUCUAGCUAUAGAUUGAAGAUCGGAGGAUACAGUGGCACUGCAGGUUUCAACUCUAGACUAUCGACUCUCAAUUGUCAAUUGUAA